Bombina bombina (fire-bellied toad) is the source of this 2128-nucleotide messenger RNA. It is a transcript of the gene CLCC1, whose product is annotated as chloride channel CLIC like 1. The coding region runs from base 420 to 1994 and encodes 524 amino acids. The record is from RefSeq and is a predicted model, not a curated record. The transcript is spliced from 10 exons. Gene Ontology annotation, molecular function: chloride channel activity. Gene Ontology annotation, cellular component: membrane; endoplasmic reticulum. Lineage: Eukaryota; Metazoa; Chordata; Amphibia; Anura; Bombinatoridae.
UCAGUGUCCCUUUAAGCUUAUACUUUAUAGGAAAUAUGGGCAGACAUUAUUAAAUCUUUGUUUCUAUUUGUAUUUUAUAUGAAUUUUUUUAUAUCCGCAAUCGGUUACUGAACUGCAACAGCUGUAAAACGGGCACUUUAUUAAUGUUUAUGUAAUCUCCUUAGCUGUAAGUAUCCUCUGCUGUAAGCAGUCACUGUGUAGUGUGUAGCUGGUUAGGCAAUUUGUAGCAUGCUUAGUUUUAUAGAAUUCAACUUUCUCUUUAGGGAGUGAGAGAAACUCAUUUGUACAGCAAAAGCAAAUAAAAUAAUGAAUUUAUUACAGUUCUGUUUUUUUUUUAUGGAAACAAGCGGAAUUGUCUGUAUUGGCGGAUAGCUCACCCUGUUGGACUUGCACGUUUGGUUUCGCUGCAGGUCUAUAAGAUGUUACCAGUCAUGCUACUUGCUGUGUGCCUGGGCGCAGCCGGGGGGGAUUACCUGGAGGACGACUGGAUCGAUCCCACUGACAUGCUGAACUAUGACGCAAGUUCAGGGAAGAUGAGGAAUCGGCAACAGGCGCAAGUGGAGCAGCCUGUGGUGAUAGAUGAUGUACAGCAGGUGGCGCAGUCAGUCUGCCUGGCGCAGAGGGAGGAAUGUGAGAAGACGGUGGAGCAUCUUAAACAGGAGAUAUCACAAUACCAGGUGAAGGAGAAGUCAAAGACGGCUCAUGUCAGCAGCAGCCCUGUGUUUAAACGAUAUCUGCGCAGGAUCUUGAGUGAGGUUGAACAUUUAGGACUUCCUGACGAGUCUCAGCCGGAGGUUCAUUACGAUGCUGAGCUGAUUCUAACAAGGCAGAUGCUGGCUGAGAUCCAGAGGUUCCUUGAGGAUGCUGACUGGACUGUGGGGGCUUUGGAUGAUGCUCUGAGCAAGACCUUUGUUCAGCUAAAGCAGCAUGACUCGGAGGCAUGGAGGUGGAAGUUUGAGGAUUAUGUUGGAGUGGAGCCAUUCACGGCAUUUAUGGCUCUCCUCUGUGUGCUGUGUAUUGUUGUACUAAUAGCCACUGAGCUGUGGACACACGUUGGGUGGGUUACGCAAAUUGUCCGCCUGUUCACUCUGUGCAUCUUCAUCAGUUUUGGCAUGAACUGGAUGUACUUAUACAAGGUGGCUUUUGCAGAGCGCCAGGCAGAAAUGAUGAAGUCUGAGAAGUUUGACACCAGCUGCAACGCCAAGAUCAGCUGGACCGAGACUCUAUUUGGGUAUUUAAAGAGCGCAGUGGUUUUUGAGAACGACCCAUGUAAGGAAUAUUACAAGGCCUUUAUGGUAAACCCAGCGCUAAUGGUCCCUCCUACAAAAGCGCUGGCGCUCACCUUUACAGAUUUCAUUACAGAACCUUUGAAGCAUAUUGGCAAAGGGAUUGGGGAAUUUAUGAAAGCUUUGCUCUCGGAAAUCCCGGUGCUGUUACAAAUUCCUGUCUUAAUUUUUUUGGUUGCUGCAUUGUUGAUCUUCUGUUACGGGACAGGAAGAACAGUUGGUCAGUUCCAUUAUCUGCAGAGACCACAGAGAGACCAACCGCCCGCUGUAGAUUUUCAGAGAACAAAUAAUGCUGGUUAUAUUGAAGAUGUAAAUCGCCAACCACCCCGGCAGCAGGGUAAUCAGUAUCAGCUGGAGCAGAGGCCACAUGGAGCAGGAGAUGCGCCGAGGGCCAUAAAUCAGAGCCCAGAGACAAUACAGCCAAUGGAUGUCAUCGAUAAUGGGCGGAAACAGAACUCUGUUGCUGAUGUGAGUUGUGGUCCUAUGGUCAAGGUUGCACAAACGAUUAUCACGGAAAGAAAGGAGAAAUUGAAUGAAGAACCAAACACAAUGACGCAAGAGAAGAAUUGUCCAAAUGAGGAAGAGUCUGAAGGGCAGACAUGUAACGUAGAUACCCAAAGUACUGAAAGUCCUAAAGCUUCUCAGCCUCGCAGUAGUGAGCAGAACACACCAGAGGUGACAGACGUAAGUUCAUCACCUGCCACCUGAUGGGUAACCUGAGUCUGUAGGCGGUUAGGGGAACAAGUGUAUUUUUUAUGUUCAAGCACUUUAAGAACCAUUCUAUAAAUAUUAUUUUUGUAUAUGGAUAUGAUGUAUAUUUUAAUAAAUGUUAUGGAAUAAAA